Messenger RNA from Marchantia polymorpha subsp. ruderalis, 3716 nucleotides. The record is from the annotation of a GenBank genome assembly. NCBI's taxonomy places the organism in Eukaryota, Viridiplantae, Streptophyta, Marchantiopsida, Marchantiales, Marchantiaceae.
GCUCGUGCUUAAUUAACCUCCGAUCCGACUUGCGGGGAGGGCAGCCAUCCAGCCGUUAGCUCCAGUGCAGCGGGAGGUACCCUGAGCGACUUGUCUUAGCAGGCGUAUGGCGAGGAAGGGCCAGAGCCAUAGGCUGGAGGGGAACAUUUGUAACGUACUUCUCGGCGGACGCAUCUUCCAGAUAGUUCCACUUGAUUACCCGUCCGUCCCUCCCACUUGUAUACGACCCGACCCGACCGGACCUUUCCCUGCCACCGGCCCUGGCCCUGGCCCUCCGUCAAACCGAACCGCGCGCACGCCGACACAGGGCUCGUCCGCCUGCCCACCCUGCCCACACUGCCUGUCCUGUUCUGCCCUGCCCAUGCCUGCGCCUCGCUGCUGCCCCUUCCCAGUUCGGGCGCGUUCAGUCACUUCAGUGGGAGGGCCUGUUAUAAUUUUGGCCAGGGCAGUAAUUUCGGUAUUGGUAUCUUUGGGUGUUUGAACGGAGAAGGAAUCUGGUGGUGCUGUGCUGUGCUGUUGCUGGCGCUGCUGCGGGCUGCUGCUGAGGUCGGGUCGGGUCCUGUUGUUCUCUACGCCCCGUGCGCGCACACCGCGCCUCUUUAUGUAGGACGACCGAGAGAGUGUGGAAGGUAUUUGAGGAAGUGGCGAGUCCCAGAUUUGAUUCCUCGGCCCUCGACGCACGCUCCUGCUGCUGCUGCUGCCGCUGCUGCACUUGCUCCUUUGCCUGCCUGCCUGCCUGCCUGCCUGCCUGCCUACCUCCCUUUUCUCCUUUGCCUGUCUGUAACCAGCAGCUGCUCGUCCCAGCUGCCCGUGUGGUUAAUUGGGGCCGGUUUGAGGGUAAAGGUCUCGGUGCUGUUUUUCUUCCUCGUCCUCGGCAACACUUUCCACUUCGUCGUCGCCGUCUCCGUCCUCCUCCUCCUCCUCAUCAGAAGACAACCAGUGCUCGCAGAUCCUCGUAUUUUUCCUGAUUUGGCUGUCUUCUGCAGCACACAAAGUAGCCUCCAUCUCGUCCUCAUCGUCAUCCUCGGGUUGUCGUCUCUCUCACAACUCCACUACCAUAAGAGCACGAAUUGUGCUUCGGUGCAGCCAACCACGCCCUUGUCUGGUGGAGCGAAACCAUUUUUUUUCUUUUUCUUUUUCUCUCUCUCACUCUCUCUCCGCCUCGAGACCCUGAACUUGAUUGUAUCUUCUUCUUCUUGUGUUUCGUUUAGGUUAGCAGAUCAACCGGACGCUGCAACGGGUUUGAUUCCGGCCUUGACCUUUGCGUGAACUCUUUCUAGCUUGCCUACGUAUCACUGGGUCCACAAGCUCCUCCAAGAAUCCUCUCCUUCUCGGUGCCAAAUUCUCUCAGUGAAAUUCCUUCUUCUUUCGAUACAUUCUGCGGAAACCACCUACUUCUUCUGUCGGUUACAAUCUGCAAUUGCUCCGGUAUUUGAUGUACUCGUCUUGCCAAGUCCAUAUGCUCGUGACUCAGCUUACAAGUCUCUGGGCUAUCCGGUGGAGCAGCCUCAAUCAAAAUAGCUGAAAAUUGGGCUGCAGAGACCCAUUUUUUUCUGUCCGUGUACCCACCAACGCCCACCAUGAAAGAUCUCAUCUACGGAAACCACACUUAGUUCGCUCUUCGUUUACCUCACUCCAUCACAACCGAGUCAAAAUGUCUCUUUCCCAGUGUUUCCAUUGACUAAAGGGAUACCUUUCUGCCUUCUGUUCAAGUACCAGCACUCGCCCCAACCACAGCAGAUUCUGUUGCGGAGAGGUAGAUUCCUCGUGGUAAGACUUGUCUGAACAGACACAACACUCCCACUCGAGUUCUAGUUUAGUCUUUCUACAGACGCAGCUGCCUGAACAGGAGAAGCGGACAGUUUGCCGCCUUUGGGUUGCUGAGGUUUACCCGAGGUCGAGCUGGGUAUACACGUCCUCGAAGUCAGCGUGCGAGAGACAUUCCUUGCUGUCCCGUUUUUAUCACCGAAACGUCAUCCAAGGAGGUCGCGCAAUUGCCUGAUUGUUAAUCGGAACAUUUCUCGUGUCCAGACUAGACCAACUGUAAAACACGUGGACGAAGAGUCUUAAGGUGAAGGCUGCCAAAGCUACCGACACCGACAGAAGCAUUUGUUAUGAGUACACAGGGCCACCCGGUUUUACCGAGGACUACGAAGUAAUGGGUAGGCACAUACAGUCAGGGACAAGAAUGGAUGUCGCGCAAGAUGUACGGGAUGUGAGCUUGGCCAACGAGAACGUGGUCGUAUCCGAACAGGAACAGAAUUUUGAAGGGAGAAGCACGAACACGCAGCUGCAACUGCAAAUUGCUGUUUCUGAGACAGUUCGAUCUUCUAAUUUGGUGGAGUCCUUGGAGCGAAAGGAUGAAACGGCCAAGACUGAUAUAGAACCAGGCUGUGAAGAGAAGCAAAUCUUGAUUGCAGAGAUGACUAAGCCAACUAAAAGCGAGGAAAGCGUUACAGCAAGAGAUUUGUCUACCAAUACCUCUGACGAGUUUCGCACAGGAGCUGAACCGCCAGCUCGGAGGAGAUUAUCUAUUGGGACGGGUUCUACAAGCUCGCGUGUUACUGACGCAGAAGGGCACUUGAACCGUGGAGAACUUGUUGUUGAAACGAAAACUCGCGACGAACAAACGGGGGCAUCUGCUAACAACAAGCGCCCAGCAGUUAGCAGCCCCACCAUCACAGGUUCCCCAGUGUGGUGGGAUGCGAAUCGAUUAGCCGACCCACGUGAGACUAAGCGCUCGGGGGAGCUGAUGCACAGACCUCGUCGAGGUGGCAUCCAGCAUGCGAGUACAUGGCCCAGUUUUUCACGCUGGGAGUCAAUCAACUGCGAGACCCGGGCCCAACAGCCUUACAGCGUGCAGUGCUCCUUGAUUGAUGUACGACUUGACGGAAUCUCUGACGACUCAACAAGUUCGAUGCAAAUCGAUCCUGUCCCAAUGUCACGUUCUCGAGAAGCAAGUCCGGAGCCCACCGUUAUAUCGUUUGAAGAAAGUCAGGAGCUGGUUAAUCGGCAAUCUCUUGGAAUGCGGACGAAACAUCAUCGUACUCGUCCCGCUUCCGCACCCAGGCCAGUCAAUGACUCGGUAGCUACUUGCUCUCAGCCAGACUUUCUAAGCUGGAAACUUCAGAUAGAGAAGAGAAACCAGGAGAGGCAUGGACGUACACCCCCGGAUAGGGACUUCGCCGAAAGGUACAAUUUCGAUAUCCACAGCGACUCACCAUUGAAAGGACGCUGGGAGUGGGAAAAGAUGCAACAGCCUUGAAUAGUUUAUAGAGCUGCGGAUGCGGAAAUCUCCUCUACAAUACAGGAGGAGGAAGACGGAGUACAAGAACUCGAAAAAGAUCCUUUCAACAUAGAGGGCUGAUGACAGAAUAGCUAUGGCGACCUCCCUCUCAAGACGGGGAGGAUUUAGGUAGGAAACAUAGCGGAAUAACAGAUGACAAAAAAGAUUCUCGGGUUUAGGCUCCCUGAGCUUCUGCUUUCUUACGUACAAUAGAAACUGGUAUAGGAAGUGUGGGAGAACAAUUAUCAUACCCUUACCCUUAUAGAAUACAUAACAUACAUCCAUCCAUUGAUAGACAUAGACAGAGGGUGCCGUGGCUCUUUUGUAUAUACCUUUGUUCAUAAGACAUCUUGAUGUAAAAGGCUAUAGACACCCAAACAUCAGCAAAGAAUUCCGAGAUGCCAUUCUGGCUACUGUUAAUCAUUCUGCG